AUGUGGAGGAUUGGUCCUGCAGCGUAUGAGAUAGCAUUACCACCACACUUGGGAAACUUGCAUAAUGUUUUCCAUGUGUCACAGUUGAGAAAAUACAUAGUCGAUCCUACGCAUGUUCUGGAGGAUGACGAUGUGCAGAUACGGGAGGACUUGACCAUUGGAGUCGGACCGGUGAGAAUCUUGGACUCUCAAGUAAAACAGCUCAGAGGGAAGGAGAUCAGAACCGUGAAAGUGUUAUGGGAUGAGGCAACUCAAGAAAUGACAUGGGAGAUGGAAGAUGUCAUGAGGCGGUCCUAUCCUCAUCUCUUCACUGGUGGAAAGGAAAACCCUAGUGGUAUGACAACUGAGGGGUGGUUGGAAAAUAGCCUUAAGGAGUGGGUGAAUGACAUUAAAACACCACCUAAUAAUUAA
Molecule: messenger RNA, 411 nt
Organism: Vigna unguiculata (cowpea)
Lineage: Eukaryota; Viridiplantae; Streptophyta; Magnoliopsida; Fabales; Fabaceae
Source: RefSeq, a predicted model, not a curated record